UCCAGGCCAUCCAGCCCCUCUGGACUGUGCCCUGCUCACUCAAACAGGCUGGAAGUGCUGGGCAAGCUGGGUCCAGCCAUGGGCAGAUGAGGGGAUCAGAGGAGUGGGAAGCAGACUGCAGACCCUUCAGCCCAUCCAAACCUGCUUUCCUAGAGUCAGCCUGCAGGCUGGGCAGGCAGUCCUCGAGUCUUGGAAUUCCCACUUUCAGCACUGAAUCCUGUCUCCCCCCCUGCUGAUUGACUGUGGAUAUGCUGGCAUCCAGGAUGGAGGCAGUAGAAAGUGAGACCCUGAUUGAUGAGGUGGAGGUGAUGAGUGGAAGAGCUGACGUGACUCUGGACCCAGACACCGCCAACCCCUUCCUCAUUCUGGCCAGUGACCAGCGAGGGGUGGGGCGGGGGCACGAGUGGGCCCUGCUGCCCGACAGCCCCGAGCGCUUUGACACGGAGCCGUGCGUGCUGGGCAGCCAGGCCUUCGCUGCAGGGAGACACUGCUGGCAGGUGGAGGUGGCCGAGGCAGGGGACUGGUGGGCAGUGGGAGUGGCCCAGGAGUCUGUCAGGAGAAAGGGGGUCCUCGGUUUUACACCCCAGGAGGGGAUCUGGGCCGUGGGGCAGUGGUUUGGACAGUACCACGCUUUCAGUGAUCCUGACUGGACCCCACUGCACCUUCCCUGCCUCCCCAGGGCCAUCCAGGUCUGUCUGGACUUCACAGACAAGCAGGUGACUUUUGCUGAUGCUGAGAGUGAAGCCCCAAUCUUUGCUUUCUGCCUGGCCUCGUGUGCUGGGGAGAGGCUGCGCCCGUGGCUCUGGGUGGGGAUGGACUCGUGGCUCAAGCUGUGCCCCUGACAGGGAGGGAACGUGGGGGGCAGGGGAGAAGCUGGAAAGGCAAACGCCAUCCAUCACCUUGGGUCCUGGUGCUGGGAACUGAGAGGGUCCUGCAUCCUGCUGGCUUCUCCUCAUGAGUAUCCUCUGGCCCCCAAGGAGAGGACGGGCAGCUCAUGGAGGUGGAUGCCACAACAGAGCCUCCUUUAUCCCCCCACCCCUCGGCUGGGACUGUGGGGACAACAGGGAGCACAGAGACUGGGAGCAGGGAGGAACUUGGUGCCCUUGGUCCCCUGGCAGGGACCAUCACUGAGUGCCAGGGCACUGCAGAGCUGCUCUGUACGAGGCCAUGGAAAAUAUAGCAGGGUCCAGCUCCUCCCAGGCUGGUGUAGUGCCCUCUGGCUUUUUUCAAUUAAGUUAAAAAACCCCAAACAUAGCUGGAUACCCAUGAUAACACUUAUCUUCCCCACACAUCCAGAGCCUGUCCUUGCCUGAUGUGCACCAAGCACGUUUCUUGCAGCAGAGCACUGGGAGCAGUGCAGGGGCAGCAGCAGGAGCAGCUCAGGAAGGAAAGCAGAAUGCUGAGCUGGGUCUGAAACCCACAGGAGAGGCAGCAAUCCACAAGAACGGCCACAGAUCUGCCAUUCUCAAGGCCCCACCUCACAGGAUCCUGCUAAAUCCUGUCCUUAGGAGAGGAGAAGGUGAAGAGGGACAUUGCCUGGGUCCAGCCUAGAUUUCAUCAUUUCUUGUUGGACAUUCUUUACUGCCACUUCAGUUGUCAUCGUUGUGGUGGCAUCUGGGCACAGACAACAAUAUUGGCCUCCCUGCUCUACUCCAGGGGCUGCAGAGUUGCAGGACUGGGUCAAGGCCAGGUAUCUGCCCCCAGAGCUCUGCCCUAAGCCUCUUCCACUGUGGUAGCAUCAAGUCUGGGGAAACCCAGGGUUCUCUGCUCCCACAGAGGCACAUGGGCAGGAGCCUCUGAGACUGUCCUAUUUUGCUUGGGAUAGAGUUAAUUUUCCUCUCAGUGGCCAGCCCAGUGCUGGCUUUGGGAUUUAGGGUGAGGAUAAUAUUGGUAGCAACAAUCCAACCAUCAGGCAUGUGGUGUUUACAUGGCCUUCUCUGUGCCUCUUGCUCUGCCAGCGAGGAGGGAAGCUGGGGGGGAGCACAGCCAGGACAGUGACCCAAACUGGCCAUUCAGAUAUUCCACACAACAAAACAUCCUGCCCAGUGUGUAAACUGGAGGAGCUGCUGGUCAGGGGCUGAUGGCUGCUGGGAGACAAGCUGGGCACAGAGCAGCAGGUGCUGAGCACCUACACUGGGCAUCACUUGUUCCA
Messenger RNA from Zonotrichia leucophrys gambelii, 2152 nucleotides. Its product is annotated as thaicobrin-like. Bases 249 to 842 code for a protein of 197 amino acids. Gene Ontology annotation, molecular function: protein binding; ubiquitin protein ligase activity. The record is from RefSeq and is a predicted model, not a curated record. Gene Ontology annotation, cellular component: cytoplasm. NCBI's taxonomy places the organism in Eukaryota, Metazoa, Chordata, Aves, Passeriformes, Passerellidae. The transcript is spliced from 3 exons. Gene Ontology annotation, biological process: regulation of gene expression; innate immune response; protein ubiquitination.